Hordeum vulgare subsp. vulgare (domesticated barley) is the source of this 902-nucleotide messenger RNA. RefSeq names its product probable NADPH:quinone oxidoreductase 1. The record is from RefSeq and is a predicted model, not a curated record. Gene Ontology annotation, molecular function: FMN binding; oxidoreductase activity. Gene Ontology annotation, cellular component: cytosol. Lineage: Eukaryota; Viridiplantae; Streptophyta; Magnoliopsida; Poales; Poaceae. The transcript has 3 exons. The coding region runs from base 73 to 666 and encodes 197 amino acids.
CGCUCACACGAGAAACCCAAAGCAGAACCCACCCACCUACCCCGAAGCCAAGAAAGGCCGCGACACCAGAGCAUGGAGGUCGCCGCGGCGAAGCCCGUCCUCCGCGUGGCCGCCGUCUGCGGCUCCCUCCGCAGGGCGUCCUACAACCGCGGCCUCCUCCGCGCCGCGGCGGAGGUGUGCGAGGAGUCGGUCCCGGGGAUGCGCGUGGAGCACGUGGACAUCUCCGCGCUGCCGCUGCUCAACACCGACCUCGAGACGCCCGACGGGGGCUUCCCGCCCGCCGUCGAGGCCUUCCGCGACCGCAUCCGCGCCGCCGACUGCUUCCUCUUCGGCUCGCCAGAGUACAACUACUCCAUCGCAACCCCUCUGAAGAAUGCACUUGACUGGGCUUCUAGGGGAAACAAUUGCUGGGCAGACAAACCUGCUGCCAUUGUCAGCGCAGGAGGUGGCUUUGGAGGAGGUAGAUCGCAGUACCAUCUCCGGCAAGUCGGGGUGUUCUUAGAUCUUCAUUUCAUCAACAAGCCAGAGCUGUUCGUCCAAGCAUUUCAGCAGCCACCCAAGUUCGACAGCGAUGGAAAUCUGAUUGACGCUGAGAUCAGAGAGCGGAUCAAGAAAGUGCUCUUGUCCCUCCAGGCCUUCACACUCAGGAUCCAGAAUAAGGAUUGAAGCAACACAGGGCUGUGUUAAUCUGCAUAUUUUUUACUUUGGUUAUUUGUGCUCUGGUUAUUGUAUAAUAUAUGCCUUAUUUGACGACAUUUUUACUUCACAUUCAGAUUCCUGUGAUGUGUUGUCAGCAGAAUGAAAUCUGUAAUAAAUCUGCUGCUCUACUGUUUGUGGAGGGUUUCUUUUCCGUGUAAUGAUACAUGGACGCUUUCUCCUCUGUAAAGCAUUAUGAGGGUUUA